CAGACUUUCUAUUUCAUUCCUCACUGAACCUCACUGGCUUUAGGAGCUCAAGACUUCCCAGGCACUUUCAGUGGGGACAGAAAGAAGGGUUUUGGAACCAUUAUUUUCUCAUAACAACAGCAACUUAAAAUGCCUAGGAAGAUGGCUGUGAUCUUUGGAGCCUCAAAUAUACUUUGGAUGGUGUUUGCAGUUUCUCAAGCUUUUAAAAUCGACAUCUUCCCUGAAUCCAAAAUUAUUGCUCAGAUUGGUGACUCCAUCUCACUGACUUGUAGCACAACAGGCUGCGAGUCACCAUCGUUCUCCUGGAGAACUCAGAUAGACAGUCCGCUGAACGGGAAGGUGAGAAAUGAGGGGACCAAAUCCACGCUGACCAUGGAUCCUGUUAGUCUGGGUAAUGAACACUAUUACCUGUGCACAGUGAUUUGUGAGUCUCAGAAACUGGAAAAAGGAAUCCCAGUGGAGAUCUACUCUUUCCCUAAGGACCCAGAGAUUCAUUUGAGUGGCCCCCUGGAGGUUGGGAAGCCAGUCACAGUCACGUGUUUGGUCCCUGAUGUUUACCCAUUUGAAAGGCUGGAGAUAGAAUUACUGAAGGGCAACCGUUCCGUGAAGACACAGAACUUCCUGGAAGUUUCAGAAAUGAAGUCCCAGGAAACGAAGAGUUUGGAAGUAACCUUCACUCCUAUUGAUGAGGAUAUUGGGAAAGCUCUUGUUUGUCAAGCUACAUUACACAUUAAUGAAAUUGAUUCUCAACCCCAAGUAAGGGAGACUACAAAAAAACUGCAAGUCUACAUCUCACCCAAGGACACAAUUAUAUCUGUGAAUCCCUCCACAAGCCUGCAAGAAGGUGACUCCGUGACGAUGACAUGUACCAGUGAAGGUCUACCAGCUCCACAGAUUUUCUGGAGCAAGAAAUUAGACAAUGGGAAUCUACAGCUCCUUUCUGAGAAUGCAACUCUUACUUUAAUUGCUAUGAGGAUGGAAGAUUCUGGAAUUUAUGUGUGUGAAGGAGUUAAUCUGGUUGGGAAAGACAGAAAAGAGGUGAAAUUAAUUGUUCAAGAGAAAAUGUUUACUGUAGAGAUCUCUCCUGGAUCCCAGAUUGCUGCUCAGAUUGGCGACUCAGUUGUGUUGACCUGUGAUGUCAUGGGUUGCGAGUCCCCAUCUUUCUCUUGGAGAACCCAGAUAGACAGCCCUCUGAACGGGAAGGUGAGGAGCGAGGGGUCCAAGUCCACGUUGACCCUGAGCCCUGUGAGAUUUGAGAAUGAACAUUUUUAUCUGUGCACCGUGACAUGUGGGCAUAAGAAACUGGAAAAGGGAAUCCAUGUGGAGCUCUACUCCUUCCUUAGAGAUCCAGAAAUUGAGAUGAGUGGUCUGUUAGUGAGUGGAAACCCAGUCACUGUAAGCUGUAAGGUUCCUGAUGUGUAUCCUUUUGACCGACUGGAAAUUGAAUUACUUAAAGGGGAGAGUAUUAUGAAGAAUAAAAUCUUUUUGGAAGAUGUAAGUAAGAAAUCCCUAGAGACCAAGAGUUUGGAAAUGACCUUCAUCCCCACCACUGAAGAUACUGGAAAAGUUCUUGUUUGUCUGGCUAAGUUACCUAUUGAUGAAAUGGAAUUUGAACCCAAACAAAGGCAGAGUACACAGAUGUUAUAUGUUAAUGUUGCUCCCGGGGAUACAACCAUCUUGGUCAGCCCCUCCUCCAUCCUGGAGGAAGGUAGAUCUGUGAAUAUGACAUGCUCUAGCGAUGGCCUUCCAGCUCCGAAAAUCCUGUGGAGCAGGCUGCUAAGUAAUGGGGAUCUACAGCCUCUUUCUGAGAACACCACUCUUACCUUAACGUCUACAAAAAUGGAAGAUUCUGGUAUUUAUGUCUGUGAAGGCAUUAACCAGGUUGGAAUAAGCAGAAAAGAAGUUGAAUUAAUUAUCCAAGUUGCUCCAAAAGAUAUACGACUUACAGCUUUUCCUUCUGAGAGUGUCAAGGAAGGAGACACUGUCAUUAUCUCCUGUACAUGUGGAAAUGUUCCCCAAACUUUGAUAAUCCUGAAGAAAAAAGCAGAGUCAGGCUACAUAGUGCUGAAGUCUACAGAUGGUGCAUAUACCAUCCACAGGGCCCAGUUGGAGGAUGCGGGAGUAUACGAAUGUGAAUCUAAAAAUGAAGUUGGCUUGCAAUUAAGAAGCAUAACACUUGAUGUUAAAGGAAGAGAAAGUAACAAGCACUAUUUUUCUCCUGAACUUCUCAUGCUCUAUUGUGCAUCCUCCUUAAUCAUACCUGCCAUUGGAAUGAUUAUUUACUUUGCUAGAAAAGCCAACAUGAAAGGGUCAUACAGUCUUGUAGAAGCACAGAAAUCAAAAGUGUAGCUAAUGUUUGAAAUGUUCAAUCAGAGACACUAUUUAUCAGUUCAAAUCCUCAGUACUGCUCAUCAUUCCAAGAGGAAAACAACAAGCUAGGAGUCCAGACUUCCUUGAAUGUAGUGAACUCUUGGAAAGAAAUGGCUGCCUAUGCCCCUUGUUGUGAGCAAGAAGCCAAAGGAAAAUUUCUGCCUAAAAAAUAGGCACUACCUUUGAGAUGUGACGACUGGAGUAGUUUCUUGAUGUGUAUAUGCAAUAACAUGAUUUGUAUAUAUGUAAAAUAAAACUAUGCCAUAACAAGAUUGCUUGGAAUAUCAGCACACUAUAGUCACAUUUCUAUAAUUAUUAAAAUGUUGCUGGAUUGACUGUUAUAACUUAAUGCAUCUUAAUAUUGAUUGGCAGCUGAACUAUGUCAUCUUUUUGAUAUUUUAUUUCCUUUAACAAAAUUUUAUUCCUAUAAAGUUCAUAGACAACAGUUCCAUGUUUUGUAAAGAUGUUAGGGUUUUAUAUUGUUAUAGGCAAACGAUAAACCAAGAGGGCACUAGGUUGACUUUCAGGUACUAAACACUUCAACCUAUGGUAUAAUGGUUGAUUGGAUUUCUCUGGAUGGUACUGAUAUGGUACGGAGACGUUUUAUGAUGUUGUUUGUUCAUCAGACUCUUGUGUAACUUUCCCAAAGUGGUCUAAAAAUGCAACUUCUUUUGAUUUUCUUUUGUAAAUGUUUAGGUUUUUUUGUAUAGUAAAGUGAUAAUUUCUGGAA
Eubalaena glacialis (North Atlantic right whale) is the source of this 3100-nucleotide messenger RNA. RefSeq names its product vascular cell adhesion molecule 1 (gene VCAM1). Gene Ontology annotation, molecular function: integrin binding. The transcript has 9 exons. Gene Ontology annotation, biological process: cell-cell adhesion. The record is from RefSeq and is a predicted model, not a curated record. Lineage: Eukaryota; Metazoa; Chordata; Mammalia; Artiodactyla; Balaenidae. The coding region runs from base 130 to 2349 and encodes 739 amino acids. Gene Ontology annotation, cellular component: membrane.